Mycotypha africana is the source of this 2463-nucleotide messenger RNA. Its product is annotated as Rix1 complex component. The record is from RefSeq and is a predicted model, not a curated record. The transcript has 8 exons. Lineage: Eukaryota; Fungi; Mucoromycota; Mucoromycetes; Mucorales; Mycotyphaceae. Bases 35 to 2338 code for a protein of 767 amino acids. Gene Ontology annotation, cellular component: nucleus. Gene Ontology annotation, biological process: rRNA processing.
CCUUCAACUCGGUAGAGAUCUUAUAGACUUCAAAAUGCCUAAUGCCAGGAAAAAGAAGGCCGCCAAAAUGGAAGACUUCAAAAAAAAGAAGUUGAAAGUAGGGAAGAAAAAGGCUGUGCCCGAUAGUUACACUGAUACUUCCUUUAAAUCAAAAAGUGUCGUAUUGCCAAACCAAAGUAUCACUGAAGAUAAAUCACAUGAAGUGACGACCAAACGUAACUUGACCAUGAGUGACCUUGUUGCACAACUAAGACAUUACAACUCAGGUGUCAAGAAAGAUGCACUCGCCGGUUUGACAGAACUUUGUAACGGUCAUCCUCAACUUUUAGCGUCAUCAUUGGGGCUUGUAGUAAAUGGAUUGCUAAAGUUAUUUAUUGACGAUGAUCAUGAAGUUAGAAAAGCAACCUACAAAUUUUUGAAUGAGACCUUUACUGAACUUCACCGCGUAGACUUGCAGCCUUUUAUGCCCUUGCUGAUCAUGUACACUUGCUCAGCCAUGACCCAUAUCUUUGAGGAUGUUCGACUGGACGCCGUAAAACUCAUGGAUUUAUGGAUAAAGAUGACACCUGAUAUUGUUGUAUCCAAGUUCUGGAAUCGUAUUACAGGCAACUACAUGAGUUUACUAACAGUUGACUCGAACAGUGUCAAUACUAGUUCCAGCACAGGCGCAAUGUUGAAAAUAACAUCAUCGACAAAUGUGAAUGCAGCAGUGAACAGGUCUCAUUUGCAAGUACAUAAAAGCAAAUUAAGGCUUCUUCAAAGUCUUUCUCUUUUUCUGGAGGCUGGCCUUUCAACCCCAUCGAUGUCAGAAACAGAGUCAAACAGCGACCAUCGAGAAGAAGCAAAAGAUCCGUUUUGGUUUUUGUAUAAUUAUUUAGAGCUCAAGCAUGCAAGGGAAAGCUUUAUAAUGAAAAUGGCACAAUACCAUGACGUGGAUCCAUCAAAAACAGUCAUAUGGAGAAAGACACUUGAGAAGAAUGCGUUUACACCUAUUCAUCCUAUGGCGUCGGCAGUUGCGCCGUUUUUAUCUACUCCAGGAUCUGAUUUAUUCAAUUAUUCUCACUUGAAUCUAUUUGAAUCCUCGGGGCCACGAAGUCAAUCCAACAAUACCAAUACUGUCAACACAGCUACAAAAGCGUCUACUAGCUCAGCCGACCUACAUAUGAAUGAAUUUAGCAUGGAGGAUAGAAUGAAGAAUAUCAAGGAAUUGAUAGAAACCUUUCAACCCAUUCUGAUUGCAUCUUGGCUUGAAGCAGCUCCGUCCGUGUUCAUGUCUGUCAGCAAUAUUUCACAUACACCCGCUUUAAAGCUCAUUUAUGCAAUUUUGAAACUUUCUCUGGUUAUGUGGAGAGCAAUGGUUGGCUCUGAUAACAUCAAGACCUUGUCUUUGUCAUGGUUGCAAACGCAACUUGAAUCUUUACUGAAGCAUUUCACAGUCUAUUUUCCCUUUGGCGCUGAUGCCAUUGGUAACCGAGGAAAUGAAGUAGAGGACAUGUUAUUGAAAAUGAAUAUCAUGGCAUGUGAAUUGACCUCUUUAUACCUUUUGGCAAGAACGAUGAUCCAAAACAACACGGAAAAUAACCGCACUGCUCGUAGACGAAUGAGUAAAAAGGCUAAACUAGACAAAAAUGACGAUACCGAAAAUGAAAUAGAUAGAGUACCCGAAUGGGCAGAGCCAGUAGUAGAACAUAUUUUAGGCGCUCUUGGCUCAGAUCGCGAGGGUAAUACUGUGUCGACGAGUACUCAUUUCAAAGCAGAACAUUUAAUGUCGCUGUUACCAGCUAUAUGGGGCUUCUUGAAUUGCUUGAAUUACGAAGAGAGUAUUUUGCUCAUGAAAGCGACCAUCCAUUAUUAUCACUCCUGUCAACCUACUUCCGCAUCCAAACGUGUGCUGUUAAACUUCAUUAUCCGUAUCUUUAUGUUACAAUCCAUGGCUGGGUACAAUGGUCAUUUUAGGAUACUUAAAUAUUCUGCUCUAGCAUCUUUAUUAGAAGAAUGGUUCUUAAGUUUACCGAAACUACUAUGGCAAUUAAGGACGCAUGCUAUUGAGUCCAGUCGGGCUAUUCUGAACUUUAUGUGUGAUAUUGCCAAACGUGGUGACAAGGAUAUAUUCAGCCAAGAAACUUUAUUAGAGGCAGAGACAAAACUUAUACCCUUCUUUUUUGUGAACGUGGCGAGCAAAGGCCCUUUAUAUGGUCCCUUUUUGGAGUUGCCGGCAGAUAUUCAACAGCGUGCUCUAGAUUAUGUAUUUUAUUUAAAUAGCAAAGCAGACAAAGUGAUAUCAGCUAUCGAUCGUUGUAGAGAGAAACAACUACCAGCACCUAUUGGACUGUACUGAAAAAGCCUAAACUUCAUUUAUCAAUAUUCAAACUUUGUACAUAAUGACGUCCCUCUACUUGGACUACUUCCAUAGAAAACUCUUUAAAUAGGAUAUAUUCACCCUUUAGCAGAAAAAAAAAUUGA